Messenger RNA from Astrephomene gubernaculifera, 2366 nucleotides. Lineage: Eukaryota; Viridiplantae; Chlorophyta; Chlorophyceae; Chlamydomonadales; Astrephomenaceae. The record is from the annotation of a GenBank genome assembly.
GCUUACUUGAAGCCUUCCCUUCAACCACUCCGUACUGUAAUGGCUAUGAUGCCUUUGGCAAUUCCUGAACUUGUGCUCGCCGAUUGUUAUAGAAACAUUCGAUUAGACUUACAAUACAAGAACGUGUAGGCCAAUUGUGUAGCGAAUGGGCCCCUCUGACCUGGACGCGGAGCGUGAAGCGACCAUGGCUAGGAACAAUGCCAUUCUGGACGAGAUUGGCUUAGGAAAUGCCUGCAAGGAGUUCAAGGAUGCUGCGGCUAAACUUAGGCCAGUGUCGGGCAAGAAGCGGCAACAAAGCACUAAAGGUCCGCCACUCCGCAAGUCUUCCCGUCUGGAGGGGCGACCCCAGCCAGGCAACGACCAGGAAGUUAGCGACGAAGAUGAGGAGAAUGAGGCUGCUGUAAGCCUGGAUUCUGAGGAGGAGAAGAACGGGACGGUAACGGACGGCGACGAGGCACCUGAGCUGUGGUCGGAUGAGCAGGAGGGCUGGGCAACCGGUCAAGGAUGGAAUCUCGAGGAUGGACCCGGCGAGCUGCUUCACAGGCUGGCGUUGUUCCAGGUCAUCGGCAUUAGAAUGGAUCAGCGCGAGUCCUUCUUGCGGUGGUACAAGAACUCGCGGAUUAUGACUGUCGAGGGCAUUACCGCUCAAGACCUGAAGAUGCCAUGCGCCUUCACGACUAUGUUUGAUGCGGGGAUACAAGAGCGCCUCACGCAGGUAUCACGAAAGUCGGGCUCGUUGCCAACACCAGGCGGCCCCUCCCUCGGGUCGUCCUCUGCUAACCAGCGGCAGGGAAAACGUACCAGCGAGAAGGUGACCAAGAAGAUUGAGAGCGUGUACGGGCAGGCUGUGUUGGCGAGCCGGGAGGCCUUCAAGAGCCUGGAGCCCUCGGUGAUGGAGGCAAACGACUUGAAGAUCAUCAAAGACAUGGGGGAGCACAUCCGGUGCCUGCUGGGCGUGGGACAAGGUGCGCCCAUGGAGACAGUGAAGGCCAGGCUGCGGCAGGCGGUGCAAGUGAAGGCUAAGAACAUGCGCCGAUGCAGCAAGCCAAACGUGAACCUGGACACGGUCGAUGAGGAGGAAGGCCUGCAGCCGGCAUCACCAUCAGCACCGGGUGAGGAGGAGGAGCCAGCCACGCCCGAGGUGCCCAAGCCGUACAUGUGGGCUAAGCUGCCUGGAGGGGACACGGAGAAGUACGCUGCGGCUGACAACCACCUCGACUGGCUGGCGGACUUCGACAUAGGGGACAACGCAGGGUGCAUCCUUGUGGGAAGCCUGGACAAGGACGAGUUGGUUCCGGUAACACUUGGCUGCGGCCUGCUGCUGGACCCACUGGACGCCAAGACCGACCCGGCGGCUACCGUUGACGUCCUGGUCUUUGGCAUCAACACUAACGUCAAGCGCACCAAGAACGCUUACAUGCCGUCCAGUGUGGGCGGCAAGACUAGCACCUUUGCGCUGGAGGAGAAGGACAAAGACGGCAAGCUGGUACGCAAGCUUGCAAGGUCCCAGACGGUCAAGUGGCCUGUCAUGGGCAUCCUGCCCACAUUCAAUGGUAGCACCGGCAUAACGGUGUCCAUGACUUUCUACGGGACUCGCGAGAAGGACAUCGCCACCAUCAAGACGUGCCUAGCGCAGAAGCGGCAGGCACGCGCUGUUGAGGGGAAGUAGUAGAAUGCGUAGGCUUGUGUGGCGUACAGCGUCCUUGGUUUUACCCCUUUACUCCCUGGACGGAUGGCCACAUAGUGAGGAUCAUAAUACGACUCUGAGAUGCACAAAGGAAGCACACCGGUGCAUGGCAUGGGGAAGGCAUCUGGACCAACGAGACAGCGUAUUGCCUGUUGUGACCAUGUGCGUCGCAGAUGGAUGCUUUGCGUUAAACAGACUGUACCUAUGUGUUUCACAUCAUGCCGUCGAAAUGACAAUUCGGCCCAGGUGCAUAGGGCAUAGCGUGGGGGAGCGUGUUGUGUUCAGUUGCAUUACCGCAUAGCAUUACGUUAGGACACCCGUUUUUACCAACACACAUGUUGCUUCAUGUUGGAGACUCAGUAAUUGGCUUUGGAGUUGCUUGGUGGCAGAGUGAAGGAGCUAACCUGUCAUACGGCAUAUAUAUUCCUCUACUUGUUUUGGAUGUUAACUGGGCAGGCCCUCAUCUGGGGCGUAGUGCCAACACCUGAAGAAUGACGAAAUCAAAGAAGAGCAUAAGAGCCCUAACUUCUUGCUUGUUGUGAAUGAAUGGUUGACAGUUACAAUAGUUCGUGUUGUGUCCUUCUGUCAUGGUGCUGCCAAGCAGCAUUCAACCGUCAACUGGGCUCCUCAUUGGCCCUUUUUAACCUGACGACCCCUGUUUACCUAAUCAGUCAGCACA